AAGUGACAGCUAUGACAGCCUAAAAAGGUUGAAGUGAAAAAAUUGAACCAUACCUACUAAGUUAUUACCUAGAUACCUAUUAUAAAACUGUUCUUGCACUUCCAAUUUAUAGUAAGUAGUUGUUAUUGAUGUUGAAAACGGUCACAGUCAACUGUUUUAAAGUCUUUUCACCGUUGUAUUAUCCUUUAAAAGCUUCAAAAAUAUCCAAUUCUAUAAGAGUUAUGUCCACUGCUACGAAUAUACCUCUUGUGGAUAUUGAUCCUACUGGUGUUUUUAAAUAUAUUUUAUUGAAUGUAUACGACAAAGACAAAAAUGCUGCAGAACCUCAAGUGACGAUUGUAAGAGGCUACAAAAGAUGCAACUAUCAUUCUGAUAUUUAUGAUGAGGUGCAAGCAAAGCUCUCUCCAUUAGACUGUGAACCUUUAGGUGGAGGCAGAAUAUCUCAUGAUCCAGAUAAUAAGAAAAUUCAUAUCUAUGGCUACUCUCAGGGAUAUGGGAAAGCAGAUCAUGAAGUUGCAGCUAAACUAGUCAAAGAAGCAUACCCUGGUUACACAAUAUCCAUUAGUGAUGAGGGGUACUGAGAAAAACUACUGAAUACUAAAUAUAAUCUGGUUUUACUUAAAUAUAAUAAUAUAGUUGGUUACUAAAAUAUUCGUUUUUUCAUAAAAUUGCAUUCUUUUCCAGGAAUCCAAUAUGUACAUGUGCAAAUUAAUUAAAACUGAACAUGUCAGUUUCUUAAAGAGAC
Messenger RNA from Vanessa tameamea, 745 nucleotides. Its product is annotated as 14 kDa phosphohistidine phosphatase-like. Gene Ontology annotation, biological process: peptidyl-histidine dephosphorylation. The record is from RefSeq and is a predicted model, not a curated record. The transcript is spliced from 3 exons. Bases 129 to 581 code for a protein of 150 amino acids. Gene Ontology annotation, molecular function: protein histidine phosphatase activity. Gene Ontology annotation, cellular component: cytosol. NCBI's taxonomy places the organism in Eukaryota, Metazoa, Arthropoda, Insecta, Lepidoptera, Nymphalidae.